UCAUUCCAUAUGACAAUUGAUCCAUGCAGCCGUCUUCUCCCGUCAUUCGUGAUUUCUAGGCACAUGGCAUUAAAGUCAAGCCACUUUAUUAUUUUAUACAAAACUAAACGAGUAUUGUGAUUGAUCGAUCGAUGUAUCGUAUUAUCCGCGUGUGAUGUCGUUCUUUCACAUUUUCCGUAACAAUGAUGCUCUGGCUCGUGAUAUUACUCGGUAUUCAAUCAUGUUCGAGUAUCGUAAUACGUAUAAAUCCUAUAGUAAUCGUGAAAUAUGUACGAAAUGACACCUCAGGAGAUUUUUCCAGAUUUACAACUGGUCCAGAUCCCAAUGCACCUCCAGGAGUAACCAAGUACUCAGUCAAAUAUCUCGAUAUUAACAGCAGUACAGGAAAAUUCCUCGUUAAUAAACGUUACGGAUCUAAUUUAUUUUGGUGGUUUUUCCCAAGCGAACGAAAUUCGAGCUCGGAUCCUGUAAUAGUUUGGCUACAAGGACAACCCAACACGUCCUGUUUACACGGAUUAUUCGAUGAGCAUGGUCCUUAUGCCAUCGAUCCACUCAGCAAGGCAAUCGUGAAAAGGGAACAUCGCUGGACUAAGGAAUUCAACGUGUUGUAUUUGGAUUUAUGCACCAGUUGCGGAUACAGUUAUUCUGGUCACCCGAAAGGAUACUCUUUAAGCUUAGAAGCUGUAGCCAAAAAUCUCGUAAGAGCUUUACACAUGUUCUUCUCCACGUAUCGAAAUUUAGUCAAAAAUGAUCUGUAUCUGAGUGGAGAAUCAAUGAGUGGCCAGUACAUGUUCGUCGUCGCUCACGGUAUUCAUAAUUCCAAUCCUAUGACACCUGUACAGCUCAACUUCAAAGGAUUACUUAUCGGUAAUGGUUUCAUGGACUCUAGGCAACUUGCCGAAUACCGAGAGAAUCUAUUCCGAAUAGGAAUACUUCCUUUAAAAGUAUACGACGACAUGUACACCAAAUUACCAUCCAUCGAAUCGAGUAUCUUGACUGGUGACUAUAAUCGAGCCAUAUCGCUAUGGAAUAAACAUUACUACUCCGCUAUCAGAGAAGCUGGUUACAAUAGUAUGUACGAUGUACGUGAUACAAACGCAUUUUGGAACAGCCUCGUCCCUCAGGUGGCCACUUCUAAGCAAAUACGACAACUUCUUCAAGUUGGCAAUCGAACUUUCAACGUUCCUCAUAACUGCGCGUACUUCAUAGGCGAAGUUUUCAAACCGACGAUCUCGAUCUUGGCAGAGGUCUUGAAUCAAUACAAGGUGCUCUUCUACACUGGUCAGUUUGAUAUGCUUGUGCCUUACAUACAUACAGCAAAUUUUUUGGAUUAUUUGGGAUGGAAAGGCGUUACUGGAUUUUAUUCAUCCAGACACAAUGCUUGGAUGAUGAAUGGGACCUUGGUCGGGUAUUGGAAAACAUAUCGCAGUUUGACUCAUGUUUUAAUUCGAAAUGCAGGACAUAUGGUUGGUGCUUCACAGCCGGAAUAUUUAUUCGAGAUGGUGAAGAGGUUUGUUAAUGAUGAUGGUAGUGACCCUAAACGUUUUAAAAGAGCAGAUAAGGAUGUGUGAACUUGAAUUUAUAUUCUAAAAAAUCAUGCUGUAAAAUAAUAAGUGUAAAUAGACUGACAUUGUUUUAUUUGUAAGUAUUUUUUACGAGCCAUUUUUA
Planococcus citri (citrus mealybug) is the source of this 1668-nucleotide messenger RNA. RefSeq names its product venom serine carboxypeptidase-like. Lineage: Eukaryota; Metazoa; Arthropoda; Insecta; Hemiptera; Pseudococcidae. Gene Ontology annotation, molecular function: serine-type carboxypeptidase activity. Gene Ontology annotation, biological process: proteolysis. The transcript has 2 exons. The record is from RefSeq and is a predicted model, not a curated record. The coding region runs from base 183 to 1571 and encodes 462 amino acids.